Staurois parvus is the source of this 447-nucleotide messenger RNA. The record is from the annotation of a GenBank genome assembly. Lineage: Eukaryota; Metazoa; Chordata; Amphibia; Anura; Ranidae.
AUGCAACAAUUGUCUGCAGCCAGAGAGCGAAGGCGACACAAGCAGCAGACAGUGGACUUUGAUAACGAGAUCCCUCCUGUGCCGCCACUUCGCUUAAACCAGCCAGACACCUUCUCUGUCAACUCUAUCUCCAGCUCUCAUGUUGAAGAACUGCAGAGCAAGAAUGAGGAGCGUCUGAGGAGACUGAAAAAGCUUCAGAAAAGCACAGUGAGCAUAGACGAAGAUCCUGAUGAAUUUGAAAAUGCAGAUGACAUCCUUAAACGUUACCCUACAAAGUUUAGUGACAGACCGCAAUCUGUGGACACAGUGGCAACAGAGCCAUGGAUGCGCCCUGGCACAUCAGAGACACUUAAGAGGUUUAUGGCUGGUCAGAUGAACCAGGAACAAGCAACCAGUGAAAAUGCCUUAACCUUCAACUGGCAGGGCCUGUCUACUGCUCACGGGUGA